Cadophora gregata is the source of this 936-nucleotide messenger RNA. RefSeq lists its product as uncharacterized. The transcript has 10 exons. The record is from RefSeq and is a predicted model, not a curated record. Lineage: Eukaryota; Fungi; Ascomycota; Leotiomycetes; Helotiales; Ploettnerulaceae. Gene Ontology annotation, molecular function: methyltransferase activity. The coding region runs from base 1 to 936 and encodes 311 amino acids.
AUGGCCGCCCACCCGGAAGCAGACACGGCUGCAGUCGAUAACAGUUUCUUGGAGACAGAAGUGUACCAUAACCGCACUUAUCAGUCAUAUGCCAUCGACAACCUGUCCUAUCUUGCUCCAUGUGACGAGGAUGAAGUGGAACGUCUCAACAUCUUCCACAGUGUUCUGAAUCGAGUCUUCGAUGGAAGAUUGAUAUUCCCUCCCAUCCACCGACCUCGGCGUAUACUUGAUUGUGGCUAUGGAACGGGUAGGUGGGCAAGUGAGGUCGCAGAGCAGAAUCCUCGAUGUGAAGUCCUUGGAAUUGACAUAAACCCGAUGAUGCAGCCAGAAGAGAUGCCUGAUAAUGUAUACCUCCAAGUGGACGACUUGAAUCGAAGGUUCACUUUCCCGGCCCAUAACUUCGACCUGGUACAUUCUCGGAUGGUUUCUGCUGGAAUCCAUGUAAAUAGAUGGACUCAGUAUCUCCGUGAUCUGCUCAGAGUAACAAGGCCCGGAGGCUGGACACAAAUGGUUGAGCUUUAUUGCAAUGUCCAGUCUGACAACGGCAGCUUGACAGAUGACCACGCUCUAAGCCAAUGGAGUGCGAGGUACCUGGAAAGUAUGGAAGGUCUGAAAGAUGUCAGGGCGCCCCUACGACUUCCGGAUAUGAUGAGACAAGCUGGCUUUGUGGAUGUUGAACAUCGGGUUAUUCAACUCCCCACGUGUGGUUGGAGCACAGACCCGAGGGACAACGAUAUAGGAAUCGCGAAUAGGGAGAAUGUCCACAGAAUGCUGUCAUCGCUGGCGAUCUAUCCGUUUACGGAGAGACUCAGGAUGCCAGUCCAGGAUGUACACCUACUCGUCGCCCAAGCCCGCCUCGAGGCAGAUAAUCCGGCAUUCAAAGCUUAUUUCCCGCUCUAUGUCUGUAUCGGCCGAAAGUCUCGCUCCAGUCGAUAA